UACGAACAGUGUUGAGAGGUGGAGAUGUAGGACCUCGGCCUGGGACCCACGCUGUCGCUGCUUCGGGACCUCCCGCCGUAUUUUGGGAAGAAGAGAAAACUUAAAGCUUGUUAACGAUCUCGACAGUCGAUAAAAAAAACCGAGAUGACGAUGUGACGAACUUUUUUAGAACGUGUUUGUGUGGUUAAACGAAGACAAAAUAUUCGUGUUUGUUGUCCGUUUGUUUGUCGUGUCAUAAACAAUAUGCAACUGUGGCUAGUGAAGUGACCGCCUGCCUUCCACCUGUCAGGAUUAUAUAGAGUUGAUCUUGCAACUGUUUACAGUUAUAGAUUACGCUGGAAGUUCUUACAACGCUUGCGCAAUAAAGGCUAACGACUGACAGCAAAGGCUUCAUAAUGGCCAGCUCCACUCUAAGCCUCAUUUACAGUAACCGACCUCAGCAACUGACACAGAGUGAGAGCCGGUUAGGGCAGUGGUUGCCCUGUUAUACUUGAAAGUUUCCAAAACAACAUGAGAUCGCCUAACAGCGAACUGGUUGUGGCGACGAUGAUCGUGGCGCUGGGUCCCCUUGCGACAGGACUGGGGAAAGGGUACUCCUCUCCAGCUCUGGCCUCCAUGCAAGUUCCUCCAGCAGUCAACAGCACCCUCAACUUCAGUAUAACCACAGAACAAGGGUCAUGGAUAGCGUCCCUGUCACUCCUGGGAGCAUUUUUUGGUGGUAUUCCAGGGGGGCUUGCGAUGAGGUUCGGAAGGAAGAGCAUCCUUGCAGUCGUAGCCCUGCCCUUCGCCCUGUCUUGGUUUCUGACAGUGUUUGCAACCAGUGUCUACAUGGUUUAUGCCUCGUCCUUCAUGUGCGGAAUCUGCUCGGCAAUUGUUUCUCUCGUCACUCCAGUGUACAUCAGUGAAAUUGCCCACCCAGAGAUUCGAGGAUGUCUCUGUUCUGUGGCUAAACUCACAGCCAACAUAGGGAUGCUGCUCUCCUUCCUACUCGGUGUUUACCUCGACUGGCGUCAACUGGCCAUGGUUGCCUCCAUAGCCCCUGCUCUGCUCUUCUUGGCUCUGAUGCUGAUUCCAGAGACUCCGAGUUAUCUCUUGUAUCAGGGACGGGACGAUGAUGCUGCCACCUCCCUUUCAUGGCUGCGGGGGGGACUUGACGUCUCUCAAGAACUGGACACGAUGCGAGCAAACAUUGACGCCAUGAGAGAGGAAGAGGAAGUGACAUGUUACAGGGAGUGGCGCCGUGAUCUGAUCAAACCAGUGCUGAUUACAUGUGGGCUCAUGAUAUUCCAGAAAUUCAGUGGAGCUAAUGCAUUCAAUUUCUAUGCUGUCCCAAUUCUCAAAGAAGCCUUUGUUGGUAUCAAUCCUUACAGUGCUGCUGUUGUGGUUAUACUUUUGCAGAUUCUGGCUGGGAUGGUUUCCUCUGUUCUCAUUGACACUGUGGGUCGGUUGCCUCUACUGAUCGUCUCCAACUUGCUGAUGUCCACUGCCCUAGCUGGAUUCGGUACCUUCCUUUAUGUGACUGGUGGAGAGGGCAUGACAGGAGCUGGACUUGACUGGAUACCACUGACAUGUGCACUGAUAUUCCAAGUGGCCUUUGCUCUUGGUAUUUCUCCAAUUGCCUGGAUCUACAUAGGAGAGCUAUUUCCCCUAAAACACCGAGGUCUCGGGGCUAUUGCCAAUUCUGUGAGCUAUGCUUGCUCCUUCGCCAGUGUCAAGACGUUCGUCGAUUUCCAAAUACUUCUAGGCCUACACGGAGCAUUUUGGCUAUAUGCAGGCAUCUCAGUCAUAGGCCUCAUCUUCACCGUCGCCCUGGUACCCGAGACCAAAGGCCGCGGCCUUCAGGAGAUGCAGGAAAAGUACCCUCCUCAGGAAAAAUACACACCGAUAUACGACGAUCUACAGAGGCAAAACAAACUGAUACCUUGAGCCUCAGAACCAUCUCUUCACUUCUCGUUGUAUCGUUUUUUGAAGGUUGUCUGAACACUUUUAUUCAUUUUGUGAUUUGGGAGACGAUGGUUAACCAAUCGAUGUUCGUACAAAUCAUCACCUGCUGCUACUCUACUGUCUCAGACAAAUCCUUUAGAUACCUGUAAUUUGUGGAAUAGUAAGUGUUAGUCAAUACAGUACUUGUGUUAUGCCAUUUCAGAUGUUAGUAUCGAGAGCUUUACGUAAAUGUUAGGAUCCAUCUUUCCCGAGUCCGUUUGUGAAUUGAUAGACUGCAUUAAUUCAUAGAGAUGAAGUGUUCCCCCCCCCCCCUCUAUGUUUAGUUCACGAAUAUGCUGAAUCUGUACUGCAAAACCAUUUUUGCAAAAUAAUUUUGUAUAUAUUGUACAAAAAUGAACGAAAAUUUGUGUAAAUUACACUUAAUUUAUUAGGUUAAUGGUAGAUUGUAAAUAGGACGAUUUCUUUUUUCUAUAUUUCUCUGGAUACUUUGUAAUAUCUGUGAUUCUGAUAAUAAAGAAUUAGAUACUGAA
Messenger RNA from Macrobrachium nipponense, 2474 nucleotides. Its product is annotated as facilitated trehalose transporter Tret1-like. Gene Ontology annotation, biological process: transmembrane transport. Gene Ontology annotation, molecular function: transmembrane transporter activity. The coding region runs from base 511 to 1926 and encodes 471 amino acids. NCBI's taxonomy places the organism in Eukaryota, Metazoa, Arthropoda, Malacostraca, Decapoda, Palaemonidae. The transcript has 5 exons. The record is from RefSeq and is a predicted model, not a curated record. Gene Ontology annotation, cellular component: membrane.